Messenger RNA from Nerophis lumbriciformis (worm pipefish), 1299 nucleotides. NCBI's taxonomy places the organism in Eukaryota, Metazoa, Chordata, Actinopteri, Syngnathiformes, Syngnathidae. The record is from RefSeq and is a predicted model, not a curated record.
AUGAAGUUCAAUCUGUUCAGGAAGCCGCAGCCGGUAGCUGCAGCCGAGCCCACCGGAGCCACCACAACUGCCAGCAUGGCCCCUACCCCGGCCGCCAUCUCCACGGUGGCCGAAAGCUCCGGCAACAACACGGAGAUCAGCAAGAAUGACAUGUUUGAGGAGAUCAAGAGCAAAUUCUUGAAUGAAAUUGACAAAAUCCCAUUACCUCCGUGGGCUCUGAUCGCCAUUGCGGUGGUGGCGGCUUUGUUGGUGCUCACCUGCUGCUUCUGCAUCAUCAAGAAGUGCUGUUGCAAGAAGAAGAAAAACAAGAAGGGCAAAAAGGGCAAGGAUGGAUUCAAUAUGAAGAACAUGGAGGGUGGUGAGAAACCACAGGAUGAUGAUGAUGAUGAGGGAGAGACCGGACUCACGGAAGAGGAGAAGGAGGAGGAGGAAAAGGAACAAGAGAAACUGGGAAAGCUGCAGUACUCCAUCGAUUACGACUUUGAGAACACAAAGCUCACUGUUGGCAUCCUUCAAGCUGCGGACCUCAUGUCCAUGGAUUCAGGCGGGACUUCCGACCCAUACGUUCGAGUUCUGCUCUUACCUGAAAAGAAGAAGAAAUUUGACACCAAAGUCCACAAGAAAACUCUCAACCCAGUUUUCAAUGAGACCUUUGUCUUCAAGGUCCCUUACGAAGAACUCGGUGGCAAAACUCUGGCAAUGUCCGUUUUCGACUAUGACCGCUUCUCAAAGCAUGAUGUCAUCGGUGAGGUGAAGCUGCCCAUGAACACCAUCGACCUGGGGCGGCCUAUUGAGGAGUGGCGGGACCUGGAGAGUGCCGAUCAAGAGGAGCCUGAGAAACUCGGGGACAUCUGCAUAUCUCUACGUUACGUCCCAACUGCCGGGAAACUCACCGUUUGCAUCCUGGAGGCCAAGAACCUGAAGAAGAUGGAUGCCUGCGGAUUAUCUGACCCAUAUGUGAAGAUCCAGCUGCUGCAGGGAGGUAAACGUCUGAAAAAGAAGAAGACCACAGUGAAGAAGAACACCCUCAACCCGUACUACAAUGAAUCUUUCAGCUUUGAAAUCCCUCUGGAACAAAUGCAGAAAAUCCUGGUGGCCGUAACAGUGUUCGACUACGACAAGAUCGGCAAGAACGACGCCAUCGGAAAAAUCUUUGUUGGCAGCAAGGCUACCGGGCUAGGUCUCAAGCACUGGUCGGACAUGCUGGCCAACCCGCGCCGCCCCAUCGCCCAGUGGCACGCCUUGCAACCGGAGGAGGACAUCGACGGUCAGCUAGCUUCCUUGGCGGCCAAGAAGUAA